Molecule: messenger RNA, 819 nt
Organism: Periconia digitata
Lineage: Eukaryota; Fungi; Ascomycota; Dothideomycetes; Pleosporales; Periconiaceae
Source: the annotation of a GenBank genome assembly
AUGCCGUCCCUGUAUCGCCUGACUGCGGUCGCGGUCCAGCUGAUUGCCCUCGCCGCAGCAGCAUCAACAUACGGAUCCAAAGAUGAGCCCGAUUACGACUGGGUGAAGGAUUCCUUGCCCAGCUGCUUCGAGGAUUGUCUUGGUAAGACGAGCGAUGGCUGCCAUUCCCAAGAAUGUAUAUGCAGCGCCAGCCAGAGCGACGACUACCUACAGAGCGCAGUCGAGUGCGUACGAGACGAAUGCGAGAAGGAGGGCCUCGAAAUCAAUGUCGCGCUUCUAGUACCCGCGCAGCUAUAUUGCUCAGCAGUGGGCAGCAGCAUCCCCGAUGACUCUGUGAAGAACGCAUAUGAAUGUGCCAUGGGAGGCAAUGUUCCAUCGGCGACGCACAAGUCCGCAACAUCGACCGCAAAGCAGCAUUCCGAGAGCGAGCUCAAGAGCACAGUGACGAGCACAUUCAGCAUGACCACCACGGAUGGCAAAGGACACACCCUUCAGAUUGUUCAGCCUGUGGCCGUGGGGCCAAGCACAGUCAGUACUGGCGACGCAGUUACCUCUACACUGGGCAGCAGUUCCUCCUCUUCCGCCUCGAAGUCUGCGUCUUCAUCGUCCCCCUCCACUACCGCAGCUCCCAACCAGCCCGCGCAAGUUUCCUCUGCCGCCCCGACCCAGGCACCCGUCAGCACAUCAUCGCCGACACAACGAGUGGAAGACGGCGGAGGAAGUCCUUUUGUAAAUAUGCAAGCAAGCGCAGUGCACUGGUCAUUUUCAGGGCCAGUGGCAGCAUUGGGAGUCGUUGCGGGGCUGUUCAUGAGAUUAUAG